AUGCUAGUACCACCAGAAAAUUUUGGAAUAGUUGAAACAGGUAUUUAUAGAAGUACCAAAUUAGAAAGUGAGAAUUUUCCGUUCCUACAAACUUUGGAUCUAAAAUCAAUUAUCAUUCUAGAUACAGAGAAACCACCACGAUCAUUGAGUAAUUUUCUUGAAAAUAAUCCAAGUCUUCAAUUUUUUAAUCUUGGUGGAUUGAAGAUAUCCAAUCAUCAACAUACUGGUAUCACAUCAAAAGUAGAUCAAGAAGAUAUUGAUCGGGAUGUUGAGUUGAGAAUUAAUAAUUUUUCAUUCAAUACUCCGAAAACUUUUGCUAGUACGAUAUCAUUGACACGUAAAGAUCAAUGGAUGCUAAUUGAAAAGAAUAUUGUAUUGAAAACUUUUGAAAUUAUGUUUAAUAAAAAGAACUAUCCAAUGCUUGUGAUUGAUAGUUCAGCUACUUUGAUUGGAAUAUUACGAAAAAUUCAAAAAUGGAACUUCAAUUCUAUCUUGAAUGAAUAUAGAAUUUAUUCAGGAAUGUCAACGAAAAACAAUUAUUAUGCUGAAACUUUCCUUGAAUUGGUACAAGUGGAAUUGAUACCUUAUGAGCAUCAAAGUAGAAGCAGACGAAAUUCACGGGGUAAUACUAAUAUGUAUCUGAGAACGAAUUCUAUUGAUCUAGAGAAUGGAGAGAUUUCAGAAGCCAGUGAUGCUAAUACUUUGGAUGAAGACUAUGAAGCAGUAGCCGAUGAUGAUGAGGAUGAUGAUUUUUACGACGAUUUAGAUGAUGAUUUGCUUUCGGCAUCUCCACAAAUCCCAGCGAAUUUAUUAAAAUUAGUUGAACAAGGAAAUAAUAAUAGUAAUAACAAUUCAAGAGAUCAAAGAAAAAGAUUAAAUUCUAUGGAUGGGAAAAGAAGUUCGUUUCAUAGAACUAACAGUUUCCAUAAUUCGCCAUCUAUGAGUGGCGAACAUUUCUUGAGUAUGAGAGUUAACAAUUCCAAUCAUAACAGACGAAGAUCAUCUACACAUGAAAACAGUUUCAAUAUGUACAAGAAUAUGAAAUUUAGAAAUACUAAUACCAAAUCUCCUUCUGCUUCUGCUUCAGGUAUUGGAGAAGCUACUAGUACGUCACCAAUUUUGAGAAGAAGAUUAUCCUUAUCAAGAAGUAACAGUCAUGUUGAAUUCAAUACUUUGGUUGAUUUUAAAUACUAUCAUAACCUUCAAAAGUACCCUAAAACCUUUCAAAAUGUUAGUGUUUUGAAGAUUAAAUUACCCGCAGAGUACAAGUUGCCAGAAUGGUUUAUUGCUGGUCGAAACCUUUGGGAACGAGAGUACCAAAGAUUGAAUAGCUAG
Messenger RNA from Candida tropicalis MYA-3404, 1335 nucleotides. RefSeq lists its product as uncharacterized. NCBI's taxonomy places the organism in Eukaryota, Fungi, Ascomycota, Pichiomycetes, Serinales, Debaryomycetaceae. Bases 1 to 1335 code for a protein of 444 amino acids. Gene Ontology annotation, molecular function: phosphatase activity. The record is from RefSeq and is a predicted model, not a curated record. The transcript has a single exon.